AAUGGGUGUCAAAUCACUCUGGAGUUUGCUUUCUCCAGCUGGAAGGCCCGUUAUGCUGGAAACAGCAGAGGGCAAGUCCAUGGCGAUCGACUCAAGCAUCUGGAUCUACCAGUUUCAAGCUACCAUGCGUGAUAAAGAAGGCCGGGGUCUCGUCAAUGCUCAUGUUCUAGGAUUUCUGCGUCGAAUAUGCAAACUUCUCUUCUAUGGCAUCAAACCUGUGUUUGUAUUCGAUGGUGGUGCACCAGCUUUGAAGCGAAUGACCAUUGCUGAACGUAAGAAAAAGAAAAGUGGCGCCGCUGAAAGCCAUGCGAGAAUUGCAGAGAAGCUUUUGGCCGCCCAGAUGAGAAAGGAGGCAUUGAGUCAUGCCCAGAGUUCGACAAAGUCUGGUUCGCCUCGAGGACCGGUCUCUCUCGAUGAGCAUACUGUCUAUCUGGAAGACUUGGAUGGCUCGCACCUAACCGUAACACCCGCGAGAAAUAAGGGUAAAGUCAAAGAGGCGCCUUCCUCAGCUAAGAAGUCAAGAUGGCAAGACUACGAUCCGUACCGUCUUCCAGAGGUCGACAUGGAUGCAGCGGUCGCCAAAGUCACCCGGUCAACCGCACCAGAUCCACGACUCGCGACUGAGGAUGAACUGCGCACCUUCAUCGACAUGAUGCGUCCGGAAGAUCUUAACGUUCACUCGCCUGCUUUUCGAGAACUUCCCACCGAGGUACAGUACGAAAUUAUCGGCGACCUAAGGUUGAAGUCUAGACAGACGUCACACAAACGGCUUCAAGCAAUGCUAUGCAAAUCAAAAUCUCCGCUAGAUUUCUCUUACCAACAAAUUCAGAACCUCAAGCAACGCAACGAUCUCACGCAGCAGUUACUGGAAACGACAGAUAAUAUUGGUAAAGCAAACGUCACCAUCCCUAUCCGCAUUGCAAGCGAGAGAAACAAAGAAUAUUUAUUGAUUAGGAAUGAUGAUGAACUUGGUGGUUGGGUGCUGGGAAUCAGGGAUGAUGGUACACAGGACAAGCCGAUCGUUCUUGACAACGCUGAUGAGCACGUAAAAUCUGACGAGGAGAGUGACGAUGACAUGGACAUGGAGGAAGUUACAAUUCCUCAAGCGGCAGACCCGGACCUCAAGGAAUAUCAACGUGAACUCGCACUCGGAGCGGUUGAGGGUCGCCGAAAAUCUGCAGCUGCAAGAGGUCGACCAAAAGAUACAACCACAACAAAGAAGAUUUCUCCAAAGAAGGACCCGCUAUUUAUUCCCGAUACGGAAGACGGCAACGUUGAAAUGGAGUACGAGACGGAUGAUGAUUGGGAGAACACCGAGGAGGCCGAGAUGUUCUCCGCUAUGCAGGCAUCCCUGGAAGACCAAGAAGCUGAAGACCUUCGGAAGGCGCUUGAAGAAUCCCGUAAGGCCGUACCAGACAAAGCAUCCGGAAUGGUUUCGCAUGCGAUAACUGACGAAGAUUCAGAUGAUGAUCUCUAUGUUGAUUAUACACCUUCGAGGCUGGAUGCUGCACUUCGAUUCGCUAAUACUAGUCGAAAUACAGGAGGUUCAUCCACGGAUGUGUUUCCACGGCCGUCUAUAUCCAGACCUGCCUUGUCGGCACAAAAAGCCGUCAUUGAUAUCGACGGAUCCGAGGACGAUGACGAAGACAUGGAGGAAGUUGAGCCAUAUGAAUCUACAACACCGUCUGUCCCUCAACCACAGAACCGGGUAAAAGAAGUCGUCUCGGCCUCUCCAGUAACUCCGCAGAGGAAGUCCGAAAUUGCUAAGUCGCCUGUGUCGUCCACCUCAACAAUCAGCGAGACCAAGGCUAUUACACGCAAGGCGCUGCCGAGUGCCUACGCCAAUAACGAUCCCGCGACCAAUGCCCAACAGAGAUUGGAGCACGUACACAGUGACGCAUCAUCAAGUUCACCUGUAGCAACAUCUCAGAAUCAGUUCAAGCGUGCAGUGACUACCACUAAUGACGUCCCUGCUGUGACGACUGUGGUUUUUGGUGAUGUCGAAAAGACUCAGGGUGGUGCUGUGUUUAGCGUAGCAUCAGGUACCGAGAUUAGAGUCACUCCAUCGGGCCCAAUAACAGUGCCCGAGCCGAAAUCCCUGUCUUUCUCUCAACAAAAUGAAACAAGAGAUGUCCCAAAGACUGACGUUGAACAAGUUGUCAUUUCACAUGUAGAUCACAGUAGUCCAGAGGAUUCGUCAGGAGACGAAGCCUGGUCUCGAGCCGCAUCUCCAAGUGGAGUAAAAGGACAAGACGAUACUGAUAAACGCGAGGAAGAUUGGGACGCCGCCGAUGAAAUGAACGUUCACGAAGAAACGGGUGAAUUUGCUCGCUUCGCUGCACAAGUUCGAGGUCGUGAUCUCGACACUGUAAGGGCCGAGAUCGAUGACGAGAUCCGUCAACUGCGGGAGCAGCGGAAAGCAGCCAUGCGAGAUGCCGAAGACGUCAAUCAAGCAAUGAUUGCACAGAUCAUGACAAUGCUUCGUCUCUUCGGCAUUCCAUAUAUCACCGCGCCAAUGGAAGCAGAAGCACAAUGCGCAGCACUCGUUGACCUCGGCCUAGUAGACGGCGUAAUCACGGAUGACUCUGACGUCUUCCUCUUCGGCGCGAAACGCGUCUACAAGAAUAUGUUCAACCAAUCCAAGACUGUCGAAUGCUUCCUACUCACAGACCUUGCUCGAGAACUCGGCCUUGAUCGCGGAACGCUGAUCCGACUUGCUUAUCUGCUAGGCAGCGAUUAUACGUUAGGCCUCCCAGGUGUGGGACCUGUCGUUGCGAUGGAGCUCCUUCAAGAGUUCCCUGGAGACGAUGGGUUACACAAGUUUAAAGACUGGUGGAUGAAAGUGCAGUCUGGACGGGACCGGGAAUCAGAUAAUAUCUCCAAUUUCAGGAGACGCUUUAAAAAGCGCUUUAAGGAUCUGUACUUGCCAGGUGAUUGGCCUAAUCCGGCUGUGCGAGAUGCAUACUACCAUCCCGUUGUUGACACAUCAGAAGAGCCCUUUAAGUGGGGACUCCCAGACCUCGAUGGCUUACGAAGCUUUUUCCACGACGAACUCUCAUGGAACGCUGGAAAAGUCGACGAGUUACUGCUGCCAAUCAUUCAAAGGAUGAACAAGCGCGGUCAGCAAUCAACAGCAAAUCGCCAAGAUACUCUCAAUACCUUCUUUUCAGUCUCUGAAGGUGCAGGCGCAGCUGAACCCCGGAGACGAGAAGCGUAUGCGAGCCGGCGCUUGCAGGCCUUGGUUACUGCACAUCGCAAGGCUCAAAAAGCACGCACGGGAGGCACAGAUGAGGGAUCCAGUGAAGAAGAGGAGAAACAGCCUGCGAAAAAGAGAGCGAAGAAGGCCUCCUUAGAAGAGGAGAGUGAGAUAGUUCGAGGAAAGAAGGAGAGGACAAGGAAGAAUGGUCCUCCUGGCAAACGUGGUGCCAAAGGAGCCUCUGACGGUAACAGAGAAGGGUCUGGCACACCGUCGGAAACGAAACAGAAAGGGACACGCAAGUCGAGGGCUAAAACGAAGGGAAAGUCCACAGCUAGGUCAACAGCAGACUCUCCUUCAGACACCAGCGAGGAAUUCGUACCUGGAGGUGCACCAGACGACGCCCCGGCACGCGAAAUGACGUUGAGGAAACGCGUCAAACCAAGACCUGCAUUCAAAGGUGACAAAGCAGUGAAUGUCUAUGCUAAAGGGGAAGAGGAGGAUAAUAUGCUCGGCGCUCUCGACUCUGGGUCUGAAGAAUCCGAAUACCGAGAAUAA
Molecule: messenger RNA, 3754 nt
Organism: Fomitiporia mediterranea MF3/22
Lineage: Eukaryota; Fungi; Basidiomycota; Agaricomycetes; Hymenochaetales; Hymenochaetaceae
Product: PIN domain-like protein
Exons: 10
Biological process (GO): nucleotide-excision repair
Cellular component (GO): nucleus
Molecular function (GO): DNA endonuclease activity; single-stranded DNA binding
Source: RefSeq, a predicted model, not a curated record